Penicillium mononematosum is the source of this 1245-nucleotide messenger RNA. Its product is annotated as peroxisomal membrane protein PEX14. The coding region runs from base 1 to 1245 and encodes 414 amino acids. Gene Ontology annotation, biological process: protein import into peroxisome matrix, docking. Gene Ontology annotation, molecular function: signaling receptor binding. Gene Ontology annotation, cellular component: peroxisomal membrane; peroxisomal importomer complex. The transcript has a single exon. Lineage: Eukaryota; Fungi; Ascomycota; Eurotiomycetes; Eurotiales; Aspergillaceae. The record is from RefSeq and is a predicted model, not a curated record.
AUGCCUGACGACACAUCCAAAUCAGCAUCUAUUCCCUCCUGGCAGAGGCCCAAUAAGACGGCCGAGGAGCCGCCAUCGCCGACCUCCGACGACGCGCCCGCAACUACAGCCUCCACAUCCCGACAAGCUCUCCUAGACCAAGCAUCCAAAUUCCUAGAAGACGAGUCAAUCCGUGAUGCACCAACAGAGCGCAAAGUCUCAUUCCUCGAAUCUAAAGGCCUGAGCUCGGACGAUAUCCAGCAAGUCCUCGGCAUCUCCCGCAAUGUUGAGGCAAGCUCCUCAACCCCAACCGAGGACAAGACACAGGAGGAGACACCAUCUACCUCACCCACUCAAUCCCAAGCCACUCCUUCUCCUCCUGCCACCUCCUCAUCACCCUCCAACACUAUGCCUCAAUCACGCCCAGCACCAGUGCCAACCCCCGCCUCCCGCGACGUCCCCCCAAUAAUCACAUACCCUGAAUUCCUGUUCGAAUCAUCCAAGCCGCCUCCCCUCGUAACAAUGCGCAGCCUCUUGUACACACUAUACGGCGCCGCAGGCCUAGGAGCAAGUCUCUACGGCGCAAGCGAGUACCUCGUGAAACCAAUGAUAGCGAGCCUAACGAGCGCACGACACGAGCUCGCCAGCACAGCAGACGCGAACCUGCAAAAGCUAAACGAGAAGCUGGAGAAGACCGUAUCCGUGAUCCCGGCGGAGUUAACUGCACGCAAGAGCAAGCCCUACAGCGAUGAAGAAGAAGACGACGCCUCGUCGAUCACCUCGGACCCGACUGAGCUGUUCCACCGGGACGUCGCAACGCAGACGAUUUCAGAGCCGACGCCACUUCCCAGCGCCACCGGCCCGGUCAACUCGGCGGACUCGGCGGCCUUCUCUCCAUCGACGGCGGUUAACAACCACGUCAGCCGUGUUGAGUCUAUUACCUCGAAGCUGCGUGAGAUCGUCGACUCGGAGAAGGAUGCGAGCACACUGGAUGACGCGAUGCGUACCCGGCUCACCGAACUGCAUCAUUAUUGUGAUGGGUUGAUCUAUAGCGGUCCGACGUACUCUUCUGGGUCGACGUACGGGGUCUGGAAUUCCAAUACCUCGGGCUCGAGUGAUAGCUCUGGUCUGCGGAAGGCGGAGGAUGAGGCUAUUGCUGGGUUUAGGGCUGAUAUUCGCGGUGUGAAAGGUGCGCUGUUGAGUGCGCGUAACUUCCCUGCUAGUCGCGGAGGACGGCUUGGUGGCCUUCCAGUCGGUGGACGGUGA